AUAUUAAAAAGAUGAAAAUACACGUGAGAGAUUUGACAUAGUUUAGAGGUACGCAUUUUAUUAAUAGGUACCUACAUCAUGGUUGCCAGCUGCAAAGUCCUGAACAAAGUAAAAAGAGUUGCGAGUGUCAAGAGAGCGUGAUAAAAUUCGUAACCCUAAUUAGGAUGUAACUACUUACAACAGUGCAGUUCAUUGCCAUCUGCCAGUUCAAUCGAUUGCACGAUUCAAUGUCGGAUUUAAAUAUUGCCGUUUUAGGGGCUGGUGUUGUAGGACUAACUACAGCUUUUCAGCUGAAAACUGAAUUCCGAAAUGCGAAUAUUGACGUAAUUUCUGAGAAGUUUAACGAGGAGACUACGAGUCAUGUGGCGGCAGGAAUUUUUCGUCCAGGCUCUGGUUUCUCGGGACCUACAGAAGAAAUUACAGAAAAGUGGAUUAAUGAUUCCUAUCAUUAUUGGGAUGACAUUCGGAAUAAUUCAGAGGGAGGUGUGGCUGGAAUUACUUCAAUUUCUGGCUAUGUCUUUUCCAGCGAAUUUCCUAAUAUUGUUAGGAAUUACUAUCUUGAAAAACUGGUUCCUCUGUAUCGACAAGCAACAGAGGAAGAAUUAAAACUUUGCUCUGGAAUUUGGAAAUAUGGCUCCUUUUUUACUACUCUUUUAACUCAGUGUUCUCUGUAUCUUCCAUGGAUUACAGUGAAAUUGAAAGCAAAAGGUGUCAGAUUCAUUUCCAAGAGAAUUGAAGGAUUUGGCGAUAUUCAAAAUAACUACGACGCGAUAAUCAACUGCACAGGACUUGGAGCAAAAUUUUUGUGUAAUGAUAAAAAAAUCGUUCCUAUUAGAGGUCAGGUUAUUAAAGUAGAAGCUCCUUGGCUGAAGACUUUCUUUUAUGGAAAUUAUGAUACCUAUAUCAUACCAGGAAUUGGUUCUGUAACUUUGGGUGGUUGUCGACAGUACGAUUCUUAUGAUAUGAACAUAAAUAAAUACGACAGUCUCUCCAUAAAGGAAAGAUGCGAAACGCUGCUGCCAAGUCUUAAGGGUGCCAAAGUUCUUGGUGAAAGAGUAGGACUUAGACCUCAUAGAGAUAUAGUAAGGGUUGAGAAAGACGUUCAAAUUUUUAAUGACCGAAAGUUAAAAAUCGUGCACAAUUAUGGACAUGGCGGUUAUGGAGUUACUACCGCGCCUGGUACAUCUAUUCAUGCAGUAAAACUUGUCAGAGAAAUAUUUUCAGGUAAUAGUAAAUUGUAAUAAUUAGUUUACCUUAGAUAUUAAUAAAUACUGCAGUUUUUA
Messenger RNA from Zophobas morio, 1283 nucleotides. It is a transcript of the gene Daao1, whose product is annotated as D-aspartate oxidase. The coding region runs from base 228 to 1241 and encodes 337 amino acids. Gene Ontology annotation, cellular component: cytoplasm. NCBI's taxonomy places the organism in Eukaryota, Metazoa, Arthropoda, Insecta, Coleoptera, Tenebrionidae. The record is from RefSeq and is a predicted model, not a curated record. Gene Ontology annotation, biological process: D-amino acid catabolic process. Gene Ontology annotation, molecular function: FAD binding; D-amino-acid oxidase activity. The transcript has 4 exons.